GUACAAACAUACUAACACUCCAGCCAGCUAAGGUGACCUGUAGCACGGAGCUCCUUGGAAAGACAACUCUGUCAUGGAACUGUCAAAAAUAUCAGACAUGACAAAGCUCCACCAGGCUGUGGCUGCAGGGGACUGCAAUUCAGUAAAGAAGAUUUUGAAGAAAGGUCUCUGUGAUCCAAACUACAAGGACGUGGACUGGAAUGACAGGACCCCGCUUCACUGGGCUGCAGUCAGAGGGCAAAUGGAGGUGAUACAUCUGCUGAUACAGUAUGGAGCCAGACCCUGCUUGGUCACUGAUGUAGGCUGGACCGCAGCUCACUUCGCUGCUGAGUCAGGCCAUCUGAGUGUACUCAAAACUCUCCAUGCACUGCAUGCUGCCAUUGAUGCUGCUGACUUCUUUGGAGACACACCUAAGAGGAUUGCACAGAUCUAUGGUCAGAAAGCCUGUGUGGACUUCCUGGAAAAGGCAGAACCGGAAUGCAAGGAUCACCGCCGGAGAGGACUGCUGAUUGAUGAACAGGACCCAGAUUGGGACCUCAAGAAAAGGGAGCUAGAGCUGUCUCUUCCUGCCCCAAAUCAAAACACCAAGAAAAUGAAGAAGAGAGUUCGAGGCUCUACCAGGCUCAGCCAUUCCAAGGCCUGGAGACUAUGAGAAGGCAGAGCCCCCACAGACUGAAGCAGUCCUAGC
Messenger RNA from Acomys russatus (golden spiny mouse), 688 nucleotides. It is a transcript of the gene Ankrd66, whose product is annotated as ankyrin repeat domain 66. NCBI's taxonomy places the organism in Eukaryota, Metazoa, Chordata, Mammalia, Rodentia, Muridae. The transcript has 4 exons. Gene Ontology annotation, molecular function: protein binding. Bases 74 to 652 code for a protein of 192 amino acids. The record is from RefSeq and is a predicted model, not a curated record.